Messenger RNA from Alternaria burnsii, 1542 nucleotides. RefSeq names its product general substrate transporter. Gene Ontology annotation, biological process: carbohydrate transport; transmembrane transport. The record is from RefSeq and is a predicted model, not a curated record. Bases 1 to 1542 code for a protein of 513 amino acids. Gene Ontology annotation, molecular function: carbohydrate:proton symporter activity. The transcript has 5 exons. Lineage: Eukaryota; Fungi; Ascomycota; Dothideomycetes; Pleosporales; Pleosporaceae. Gene Ontology annotation, cellular component: membrane.
AUGUCUGAUCUCAUCAAAGGACGAACUAUGUACCGCUUGAUGCGGAUGAGUUGUGGAGUGUCCUUCAUGCUUUACGGCUAUGAUGCUGGUGUUUUGGGUGGGGUGCAAGGCACCGAUGCCUUUCUUAAGGCUAUGGGCCAUCCUACUGGCACAUACGUCAUUCCAAUGAUUGCAUCCUCGUAUACCCUUGCUGCCACUAUCUGUUGCCUCAUCGUGUCUAUCAUCGGCAUGCCUCUCGGUCGUCGCAACAUUAUUCUCCUCGGUAACGCCUUCGUUGUUGUGGGUGCAGUCAUACAAGCCAGUUCUUGGUCCGUCGGGCAGAUUAUCGCAGGGCGUAUUCUUUGCGGGUUUGGAAUCGGAUUCAUAUCCUGCACUGUUCCCACGUAUAUGGCAGAAAUGUCUAUCGAGGCAGGAGAACGUGGCCCAGAAGUGGCGUUCACCUGUGCAUUGCUGAUCAGCGGCAUCCCAAUCGCAUAUUGGAUCGACUUUGGCUCCACGCGCAUGACGAACCAAGUCUCUUGGCGAUUUCCAAUUGCUUUUCAGGCUUUCUUUGCAAUGGCUUCCGGGUCCGUUAUGUUCUGUCUACCGGACACACCGAGAUGGUACUAUGCCAAGGGCCGUGAGGCGCAAGGAGAUGAUGUGCUUGCCAAGUUACAUAAUAAGCCUCUAGAUCAUCCGGAUGUCCAUCGGAUGAAGCAGGAGAUCAUGAGAUCGAUUCAGCUCGAAACAGAUGCAGAAGAAAGCACGAAGUUCAAUCUCUGGACCCUAUUCUGGGAUAACACAGAUUUGAGAGUUGGGAAACGGAUCAGGAUAUCCUUCCUUGUGCUUUCAAUCCAACAGAUGAUGGGUAUCAACUUGUCGGUCUACUAUUCUGCUGUCAUCUUCAAAAAUGUCGGUCUUUCCGACUUCCUCGCACAACUUCUGUCAGCUGUUAUGAAUACCAUGUUCGCCCUCGGCACAUAUCUUCUCCCGGCAACUAUCGAGCGUUUUGGCCGUCAAAGCAUAAUGUUCUGGUCCGCUUUGGUUCUCGCGCUUCUCAUGACGGUCUUUGUAGCACUCAUUGGCCUCCCCAAACCUACACUCGGCACACAGUGGGGCGCAGCGGCUAUCAUCUGCGUUUGGAAUAUGGUGUUCGGAUAUGGCUGGGUUGGUGUCCCUUGGCUUUAUGGUCCUGAAAUUGCACCUCUCCAACAGCGGCACAUCGGCGGUGCAGCUGGCGCCUUCGGAGAAUGGCUCUUCAGCUUCCUUACUGUAUUCGCGGGUGGAAUUGCGCUAGAGGCAGUGGGGUGGAAGAUCUGGAUCUGGAUGCUGGUGUUCAACUGGCUCGCAAUGCCAUUCGUAUGGUUCAUGUGUCCUGAGACGGGAGGAAAGAGUCUCGAGGAGAUCGAUGUUUUGUUCGCGAAGGAUGACGUUAAGGAGAGAAUACUGGCAAGUGGAUAUGAAGGUGCAAUAGGAGAAGGUACUGGAACACGGGAGCGCGAGAAUAAACGGGUAGGAUCAGCUGAAGAGAAGAACUCGAGUGUGAGGUUGGAGGAGGUCUAA